Messenger RNA from Perca fluviatilis (European perch), 3190 nucleotides. RefSeq names its product sialic acid-binding Ig-like lectin 14. The record is from RefSeq and is a predicted model, not a curated record. Lineage: Eukaryota; Metazoa; Chordata; Actinopteri; Perciformes; Percidae. The transcript has 8 exons. The coding region runs from base 685 to 2283 and encodes 532 amino acids.
AAGAUAUAUCAUACAUUUUGACAAACAAAUGCAAUAUUUAUUUGUUUAUACAAAGCCAAGAUAACAUUUAAAACAUUUCAUGUUUUAAAUGUUAUCUGACUUAUGGCCAUUACUGUAUUUCGUCAGCUUUAUCAAAUGUGCAAACCCAGUUUGUGGUAAAGGAAAGAGUUAUCACUUCAAACCCUUUUUACAUACUAGGUUUUACCAAGGUCAGAGAAAAAAACUUUUUAAGGAGAUAAGGAGUUGGUUAAUUUUGCAAUUAUUAUUGCUAUUAAUAUUUUAAUCCAUACAGCAGUGGGGUCUGUGAGACCCCAAACAAUGAGGAAGUAAAUGGCAGAUUGAUUUAAAGACUGUUUUGUGACAUGGUACAUCAAGAGAGAUCACCAAACCUCUUAUUUUCAGACUUUCAACAGCAUUGCCUAGAAUUUUGACUUCUAUUGACCACCAGUUUUUUUUUUAUAACUUAAAAAACACUAUUGUUAGAAGACAUAUUUUGACAUUAUCAUAUUGGUGUCAUAUCAUGGUGGUAAAUAUGCUGCAAAUAUCACUCACUUACCUACACUUCAGCAACUUCCUCAUUUUCAAAAUAAUUCAUACAAGCUCUGAAAAUGCAACCUCACUUCGAAGGAACUUGACUUCAACGUGACAUCUUUCAUCUAACUGCAAAACAGACCUGAUGAAAACAUGGCUGGAGCUCUGAAUUUCCUUCUCGUUGCCUGUCUGCUGCAAGGUGCCCUGUGUGGAGAGUUUGAGGCAUUUAUUCCAAAGAACAUCGAGGUUCUGAGUGGAUCCUGUUUGACCAUCCCCUGCUCCUUUGACAUAGAGGACAAACAUGAAUCAAACUUGGAUAACACAUGUAAAGCAUUGUGGAAAAAUGAUCAAGGGACUGUUGUGUUUAACAGUAAUUUACAAUCAUCCACAAUAAAUGGAGAACUGAUAGGAGACUUGACAAAAAAGAACUGCACCACAACCCUGAACAACAUGAAACCUGAUUACAGCAAUUCAUAUUUCUUCAGAGUGGAAUGCAGCAAUAAACUGAAAUAUGAUUUUGCUAGGCAAACAUUGUAUAUUUCAGUCAACGCUGAUCCUCCCAGUCCGACUCUGACUCCGUCCACACUGAAGGUGAAGGAGGGAGACUCAGUGAGUUUGUCGUGCUCUGCUCCAGCUGCCUGUCUGUCUCAUCCUCCAAAUCUGACAUGGACCCCCGGCCUGGGUGGCAGUCAGGAGACACUGCAGGACAAUCAGGACCAAACUAAAGUCAAGAUCUCGAACGUUACCUUCACUGCUUCUCACCUCCAUCACAAGAAGGACAUCUCCUGUACUGCUGUCUACAGCAAACAAGAUGGCAGCACUGAGUCAUCUGUUAGUGCGAGUUUAACAGCUGAUAUUUCAUUUGCUCCCCGGAUCCUGCCCUCAUCUGAUUGCAGCAAAGCUGCAGCCCAGCUCAACUGUUCCUGUGACACUUUGGGAAACCCUUCUCCCACUUUACAGUGGUAUUUGGAUGGGUUACCCGUCAAUGACUCAGACAGGUUUGUCAUCAGCUACGAGCCUCUGAAUGACACAGGUCUGAGGAGCAUCAUCACUGUGAAUCAACCACAGGACAGGGAUCUUGCCACCAUGCUCUGCCACAGCUCCAACUCUCUGGGUUCUGCUGCUCAGCGGUUUUAUGUCUACAGCCUUGAGCCUCAAACAUCUGCGGAAAGUCAAGAAUGUUCAGGUCGAGUUCCGUGGCCAUUCUUCAUCGUCACAGUUGGUGUUCUAACAGCUGCACUAAUACUAUGUGCUCUACUGUUUGCUAUCAGGGCUCAGAGGACUGGCUGCCAUAACCCAUCAAAGAGUCCGUGCUCAGGUGACACCAGCACAGCUGUGAUGAGUCGAGGCUUUAGUGAAACGGAAAAUAAGGUAUCUACCACAGCAGAGGAGGAUAUCUAUGUCAACACCAACAUGAUGAGAAUGUCAAAUGUGCCAUUUACUCAUCGAGGAGAUCAACAGGUUGCCAGUACAAGCUCAGAGAAGAAGAAUGAAGAAGGCAGUGAUGUGAUUUACUCCAGUGUGAUUUGGAAGAGCAAGAAGAAGAAGAAGAUGGGAGAAGGCUCUGGGGGCAGGAACCCAUCUGGUAGAUCCUACCUGGAGGAGGAGAGGUACAAAGAGGGAGGCACAUGCAGAAAUUAUGUGAGCGAUGCACUGGAGAUGGGGAGUCAGUAUGACAGGGUUGGGACUGGAAAAGAUGCAGAGAAGACGGUGUAUAGUGAAUAUGCCCAGGUUCAUUUUAGAGAUGCCUAAUAUGUUUAAUUUCUAAGAUACUUGUUGUGGUGGUGGUGGUGGUGGUGUUGGUAAUGAUUAUGCAUUGGAUUACAUUAUAUCAUCGUGUUUUGUCCCUCACAUGUAAAUACAUGAAGAGGUCAUAUAUGUAAACACUGCCAACAAUUAGCAUCUCUCUGACUAUCCCAGAAAAACAACAAAUAUAAGGACUGCAAUCAAUUUGAAUAAUAUAGUAAAUCAUCAGUGUCAAUGUUUUCCCCCUAUAUAUAACAAUGACACUUAUGACAGUCCUAUUCUUCCUUUCAGUUUGUAUUAACAUGUUCUCAUUAGACAUUAUGACAAGGCCUUGGAACACGACAGGACUGAAUUUCCGAAUUGAUGCGAUGAAUGUGCUAUUUUAACAGCUGUUUUUACUGCAGCAUAAAUGUAUAAUUUGUUACGUGUAGAAAAAAAGGAAAAUCCAAGGCACUUCAAAAUGAUUUAAAAUGCCUUUAUUUUACUGGCUAUUUCAUAAUAGAAAAUUUAAAAGACAUAGGGAGAAGCAACCCACGCGUUGCGGCACAGACAGCCUUCUUCAGGGUGUGAAGAAUUUGUUACAUUGGCUAUUCGCUCUUAUUGGCUAUUUCUGUUAAGAUGAUCACGCAUGUGUAGCCUAUUAUAACAUCUUUCCAAUACAGUUUUCAUAACCAGUAAAUAAAUGUUUCAGAUUUAAGAUUAUAUUGCAUUUUUAACAAAUGUGUAACUCUUAGUGGGAAUAAAAUCCAAGUAGCUUUAACUCAUAUAAUUCCUUUUAGGCAUCCCAUGCCUGGGACAUGUACAUUAGUUCUAAGUUAUCAUUUCUAAGGGUUUAUGAUUAGUAAGGCUUGUGUUUAGUUGUGUGAGUCUAUUAAGCUUUUCAGUGUUUUAAUAUUUUUAUAUUAGCCCUAUU